Molecule: messenger RNA, 2034 nt
Organism: Rhizoctonia solani
Lineage: Eukaryota; Fungi; Basidiomycota; Agaricomycetes; Cantharellales; Ceratobasidiaceae
Product: DDE superfamily endonuclease
Exons: 5
Coding region: 1-2034 (677 amino acids)
Molecular function (GO): nucleic acid binding
Source: RefSeq, a predicted model, not a curated record
AUGACUAUCAGCAAUAAAAAAAGGCAGCAAUUACAGGCUCUUGAAAAGGCCAGGGCCAAUCAAAAACGUAUAAAAACAGCUCAUUUUGACAAUGAAGACAACAACAACAAAAGUGUAUUCAAGCCACUGGACUUGUACAAUGACUCUGAGACAUCACUCUGCAGACUAGGAGUGGAUGUAGUCUAUAUAGCCCCUGACCCCUGUGGCUCCGAACUGGAUCAUCCUCCAGCUUAUCCCAAUUCCCCCAAUUCUUUUGACUCUGACUCUUCUGAUUCUGAAGGAGAUUCCGACUCUGGCUCUAGCAGUGGAGAACUCCCAUGGGAACUUAGUUAUUACCGCCCACCAACUGUUGCCCAAGCGCAGACAGCACUUGCCACACUUGAUUCUGCACGCCGGACCCAACUUCCAUCAGGUGGAUACAAGUACAAAGACCUGGACCGGAUCACUGCUGAGCGAUACACUGCAAUACAAGCCUGUCUGAACCAAUUCCUUGAGGCUGAGCCAAAAGGAAAGAAAUUUAUUCAGGCAUCCAAGGAUGCAGCACGUAUGCAUAAUCGAAGAGAUACAUAUGCCCAAACAAUCCGUAAAUGGACCCGUCGACUCAUCAAUUAUGGUGACUUACCUGGGAAUAUCCGAGGUUGGUGGAACGUAUCCACACUGGAGGAUGAGGAUGUGUCAUCUGCAAUCAGGCUUCACUUACAGAAAGCUGGGAAGUUGGCGGGUGCACAGGAUGUGGUGGACUUUCUGUCUGAUCCAGAGGUUCGGAAAACACUGGACAUCAAGAAAAAGAUUAGUCUUCGAACAGCACAACGCUGGCUCUCUCGGGCUGGUUUUUCUUGGCGAUCUGAACCUGUGGGCCAAUACUUUGACGGUCACGAACGACAAGAUGUAGUUGAAUACCGGCAAAAGGUAUACAUACCUUUCCUGAAGAAAAUCGAGCGGCGGCAAAUAAUUUAUAAUCGGGAUGGUGUUGAAGAUCCUACACGUCCAUUGCAAUUACUACCUGGCGAGAAACCCAUUAUUUUGUGGUUUCACGACGAGACAAUUUUUUACGCAAACGAUCGUCGUAAAGUUCAAUGGGUCUUUGUUGGAGAAAGCCCAGUACCACACAAGAAAGGAGAGGGGUGUAGUUUAAUGGUGGCCGACUUUGUGUGUGCAGAGUUUGGGUGGUUGCGUGGACCGAAUGGUGAAUCUGCGAGAGUAACAAUGUUUCCCGGGGGCGACAAAGAUGGAUGGUUUACAAACGACCGUGUCAUUCUUCAACUAGAGGAUGCUGUCAAAAUUGUCAACGAACACUUCCCCCAGUUCACUCACAUAUUUGUGUACGACAAUGCUCCUUCGCACACAAAACGCUUGCUUUCCUCACUUUCCGCUUAUGGAAUGCCCAAGGGUCCGCUUCUGGACUGGCCUUACUACAAGGACAAGGACGACAAACGCGUGUUUGUGAGAAUGAAGAAUGGUUUUCUCCCAGACGGCUCACCCCAGGAGUUCUAUGACCCAAACGAACCCAAUCGUUUCAAGGGAAUGUCGUGGAUUCUUCGAGAGCGCGGUCUCGGUCAUCUUGCCGAUUUGAACGCAGUUUGCACGAAGGGAUGUGAACCAGGGAAGACUGACUGUUGCUGUCGUCGGGUAAUGAUGAACCAGCCAGAUUUCAAUAAUCGUGAAUCAGGCUUACAAGAGGCUGCUCGAGAGCUGGGAACUGAAGUGGUAUUUCUCCCAAAGUACCACUGUGAGCUGAGUAUGAUAGAGCAAGUCUGGGGAUACGCAAAAAGAGACUAUCGAGAUAAUCCCCCUAAUAGUAGCUCAAAAAAGUUGAAGGAGAACGCACUAAAGGCAUUAGAAUCACCCCCAAUUUUAUCAAUGCGCAAGUUCGCUGCUCGUUCUCAACGUUUUGCCGAUGGAUAUGACCAUGGUAUGGACAGGUCCCAAGCUGCUGCGUGGGCUACAACGAUAUUCAAACAUCACCGAGAGACCCCAGCACAUAUUCCGUACGACGAGAUUGCUCCUAACUAUGUACAUACAACAAACAAUUAA